Gaeumannomyces tritici R3-111a-1 is the source of this 2238-nucleotide messenger RNA. RefSeq lists its product as hypothetical. Gene Ontology annotation, cellular component: mitochondrion. The record is from RefSeq and is a predicted model, not a curated record. Gene Ontology annotation, molecular function: ATP hydrolysis activity; ATP binding. The transcript has a single exon. Bases 1 to 2238 code for a protein of 745 amino acids. Lineage: Eukaryota; Fungi; Ascomycota; Sordariomycetes; Magnaporthales; Magnaporthaceae.
AUGUCUACCUACGCGCCGCUGCGGGUGCGCGCCGCUCUGGUCCGCAUCGACAAUGGCACCUUCUACCGCCACCACCCUUCCUCUCAGACGCCGCACCCAAACCCUCCCCUUUUCCCUAACCUAAAAUGGUCACUUUUCAACUUUCCUUUGCACAGAAACAAGGACAAGCGCCCGCACUGGUGCGUUGUAGGCCCCUCGCUUUCGGGAAAGACAACGUUCCUUCAAGUCUUGGCCGGACAGCACCUGUGUGUUCCGCCCUCGGCCAGAUCGUACCCCUAUCUGUCUACCGAUGACGUGCCUCAUCAUCUGAGAACGCCGUCUCGAGCCAUUCAGUAUGUUGGCUUCGACACGGGCAGCUCUGGCGGCGGCCUGGGCCCGGUAACCUCGACGUACAUGUCGGCCCGGUACGAGUCUCGACGGGAAGAGACGGACUUUUCGCUAAGAGACUACCUGCUCGGAAACACAGAACUAAACUCGGCCCACGAGAGCAUCCUGGGCGACGAGAACUUGGACGGCUCCGACAAGGCGGCGCUCCUGUUUGACCGGGUCACGCGGGAUCUCCGGCUGGAACCGCUCCUGGAUCUCCCCGUCACAUUCCUAUCAAACGGCCAAGGGCGGCGCGCGCGCAUCGCGAGGGCGCUCCUCCGGACCCCCGAGCUCUUGCUGCUGGACGAGCCAUUCAUGGGACUCGACCCGCCCACCGUCGUCUCGCUGAGCCCCGUGCUGCACGGGCUGGCCGAGCGCGAGGAGCCGAGGCUCAUCCUGACGGCACGCCCGCAGGACCCGCUGCCCGAGUGGAUCACGCACGUCGUGUAUCUGCGCGCCGACUGCAGCGUCGCCAUCGAUGGCGUGCGCGAGAGGGUGGUCAACACCCUCAGGAGGUACUACCACGCGCUCACCAAAGGCAAGAGAGAGGAGCUCGAGCGCCUGGCCUGCCCCAAGUGCCGCCGUGUGUUCGUGUCGCGCGCCCAGAUGUUGCAGCAUCUGGAGGAAGCGGGCUCGAACCCAUGUGCCACUCGGCCUAACAAUCUUAUGGGACCGCCAGUCGAGGACCCGGCGCUCCCCGUCUCGACAUUGAGUGAGAUGGGCCGCACGCUGACCGAGAAAGGCAUUGAGGGCGUUGGGUUCGCGGAGGAGUUGGGUUGGACAGGGGUGAGCGUCAAGGUUCCAACAGUACGAGAUCGGACGCCAAAGGAUGAUGAUAGCUUUACCGCGAAUAUUCCCACUGGUGAGCCAAUAGUGGAGAUGGACGGCUGUCAAGUUCAGUACGGCAGCAAGGUCGUGCUGGGCAACUGGAUGAACCCCGACGGCGGCAAAAAAGGCCUGGUUUGGACAGUGCGCCGAGGCGAGCGUUGGGGCGUAUUCGGACCAAACGGGUCUGGCAAAACGACGCUCUUUUCGCUACUUUGCUCAGAUCACCCACAAACCUACUCGCUACCAAUCCGACUAUUCGGUCGCAGUCGGCUUCCUGAGCCUGGGUCGGGAGAGCUCCCGCUCACGUUCUGGGACAUACAGUCGCGUGUGGGCCAUUCGAGCCCCGAGAUCCAUCAACAUAUGCCACGGUGGCUGACGACACGCCGGGUGCUCGAAAGCGCGUGGGCACACACGUUCCAGAGCAAGGCGCAGCUUGACGAGGUGGCGACGGCCAAGGUCGACGCGACGCUGCGCUGGUUUGAGAGAGAACUUAAUCCUGGGUACCAGGAUCGUGUCAGCGCAGACGUGGCGUGGGCGACCGAAUAUCUGUUCGGCGGUCUGUCCUUCAGCGCGCAGCGCGUGCUGCUGCUGCUCCGGGCAAUCAUCAAAAACCCGGACAUGGUGGUGCUCGAUGAAGCCUUCAGCGGCAUGGACGAGGGUGUCAGGGACAAGUGUAUGCUGUUCAUCUCGUGCGGGGAGGAGAAGGAGCUCGCCAAGGCCCUGGUUGGAUCGACAUCGACCUCUUCUGCGUCGUGGGCAGCAGCCCCGGAGGUGGUUGAGAGCCAGAUCAAAAAGGCUGGCUUGGUCAAGGUCACGGGGCUCUCUCAACGGCAGGCUCUCAUUUGCAUCAGUCACGUCAAGGAGGAGGUGCCGCCCCUGGUCCGUGAGUGGCUCUGCCUGCCCAAGGCCGAGUCUGGCCGGCCUGCGAGGUUCGGCAGGCUGGACGGACCCCUGCGGACAGAUUCGAGGCGAUGGGAUGAGAUCUGGGGAGUCGCGAAGCCGGAAGCCGGCGACGACUCGGCGGGAUUGGACCACAUCUCGUAG